AUGACAAACUGCCUUUCUUUGAUGUUUUUGGCUCUUCUGAUUCUCUACAGCUUUAUGGAUUUUCAAUCAGAGAGUUUAAAGGUGUUUGGUCCAGAUGCUCCUCUCGGCGCUUUAGCUGGUAAAGACCUGGUUCUGCCCUGUUUUAUCAAACCCAGCACCGGCGCUGUGGACAUGAGAGUGCAAUGGGUCAGACUAGAUGUGGGAGACACAUUAGUGCAUCACUAUGAGGAUCACACAGACAGACUUGAAGAUCAGGCUGAAUCCUACAGAGGAAGAACAUCACUGUUCAAAGAGGAGCUACAGAAAGGCAACGCUUCACUCAAACUCUCAGCUCUCAGAGUCUCUGAUGAAGGACAAUAUCAGUGUCUCAUUAAAGACAAAUCCUGGUCUGAUGACAUCAGUAUCUAUGUUGCUGUUAAGGCUCAGGGAAGCCACCCAGUGAUCAUGAUGGAGAGUUAUGAUAACUCAGGAGGGAUUCAUCUAGUGUGUGAGUCCAGAGGCUGGAAACCUGAACCUGAGGUUUUCUGGCUGAAUAGAGAAGGAGACACUCUGCCUGCUGAAGAGACACAGACACAAAGAGACACUGAGGGCUUCAAUGUGAAACGCCGCAUCACUGUUUAUAAUUAUAGUAACUUAAACAGAUUUUACUGCAGACUUGUACAAGAAAAUUACAUGAUGGAAGCAGAUGUUAUCAUUAAUCGUAAAGUCUUUAAUACUUGGAAGUGGAUUGUCAGCCUUUCAGUUUCAGCAUUUCUUAUUGCUGUUGGAUGGAUAGUAACUGCAAUUAUCUUACACAAGAAAGAGCCGCAGAGACAGAAGGUGGAACGUGAGAUAACAGUAAAGAGGAACUUUGCAGAGCUGCAGGUUGAGAAGAUGAAGCAUGUGUUGGCAGUGAAUAAGAUGUUUUCAGUGGAUGUGACUCUGGAUCCUGAUACAGCUCAUCCACUUCUCAUCCUGUCUGAUGAUGGAAAAGAAGUGAGGGGAGGAGUCACAGAACAGAAUCUCCCUGAUACACCACAGAGGUUUACUAAUUAUCCCUGUGUUGUAGGAAAGCAGAGUUUCUCCUCAGGGAGAUUUUAUUAUGAGGUUCAGGUCAGCGGGAAAAUUAAGUGGAGAUUAGGUGUCAUGAGAGAGAACAUUAACAGGAAGGAGUGGAUUACACUGAGACCUCAGGAUGGAGUCUGGACUGUGGCACUGAGGGAUGAGAAUGAAUAUAAAGCUCUUGCUGAUCCCCGUGUCCCCCUCACACUGAGAGAGAAGGUGAAGAAGGUGGGGGUGUUUGUGGAUUAUGAGGAGGGUCUGGUCUCCUUUUAUGAUGUGAACUCCAGAUCUCAUAUCUACUCUUUUACUGGUCAGACUUUCACUGAGAAACUCUAUCCAGUCUUCGAUCCUCGUUUAAAUGAUGGAGGUAAAAAUGCAGCUCCACUGAUCAUCUGUCCUGUGUGUAACACUGAGUGAAUUUUCACCUCACAGAUUUAAUCAUCUGUUAAA
This is a messenger RNA of Clarias gariepinus (North African catfish), 1491 nucleotides long. RefSeq names its product butyrophilin subfamily 1 member A1-like. Lineage: Eukaryota; Metazoa; Chordata; Actinopteri; Siluriformes; Clariidae. Gene Ontology annotation, molecular function: protein binding. The record is from RefSeq and is a predicted model, not a curated record. Bases 1 to 1458 code for a protein of 485 amino acids. The transcript has 9 exons.